CCGCCGCCGCUGCAGCCGCCGCUCGGGCUGCGGCUCAUCCCGGGUCUCGUCCGCCGUCCCGGCCGCGGCGCGAAGGGCACCCUGAGUGUGACUGCACGACCGGCCGCGGCGCGAGGAGCCCUUCUUCUGCCUCCCUGCGGCCCGCGCGGUGGACGGUGUAGGGACAGAGUGUGGCCGCCGCGCCCCUUCCCCGCUCCCGGGCGGUCGCUCCGGCCCUUCCGGGCGGCGCCGCAGCCUCAGCCCGCUCCACACGCAGAUGUGGGAAGACAAAUGAAGGGGUUUAGAUGCCAAAUAAAUGUCAGUGGGAAGGAGAGCUACCAACACUAAGGGUUGAACACGAGUAAACUCAUUUUUCAGAGUUAAAGAAUUAUUUAAAAAAAACAAGAUGGGGACGCCUGGUUCCGGAAGGAAAAGAACACCCGUAAAAGAUCGAUUUUCUGCCGAAGACGAAGCUUUGAGUAACAUCGCUAGAGAGGCAGAAGCAAGGCUAGCAGCAAAGCGGGCCGCCCGGGCAGAAGCAAGAGACAUCCGCAUGAGGGAACUGGAACGGCAGCAAAGAGAGGGAGUUGAGGAUACAUUGUCUCUUCGAAGCCUUGGCAGUCACAGGAGUUCAUCGAAGGAUAUUACUGGGACACACUGGAGCAGAGCCAGUACACCCAAAAGGAGAGACAUGAUGUUGGAUGAAAAAUCGGACAAACAGUAUGCUGAAAAUUACACAAGACCUUCUUCUCGAAAUUCUGCCUCAGCAACGACACCUCUAAGCGGGAACUCAUCCAGACGGGGCAGCGGGGACACCAGCAGCUUAAUAGACCCAGAUACCUCAUUGAGUGAACUUCGGGACAUCUAUGACCUGAAGGACCAGAUACAUGAUGUAGAAGGGAGAUACAUGCAGGGGCUUAAGGAACUGAAGGAAUCUUUGUCUGAAGUAGAAGAGAAAUAUAAGAAGGCCAUGGUGUCCAAUGCCCAGCUGGACAACGAGAAGAACAACCUGAUCUACCAGGUGGACACCCUCAAGGACGUUAUUGAAGAGCAGGAGGAGCAGAUGGCAGAGGUGUACAGAGAAAACGAAGAGAAAUCAAAGGAGUUAGAAAGGCAGAAACAUAUGUGCAGUGUGCUGCAGCAUAAAAUGGAUGAACUCAAAGAAGGCCUUCGGCAGAGAGACGAACUCAUUGAGGAGAAUCAGCGCCUCCAGCAGAAAAUAGACACCAUGACAAAAGAGGUGUUUGACCUCCAAGAGACCCUGCUUUGGAAAGAUAAAACAAUUGGGGCCCUAGAGAAACAGAAGGAACACAUUACCUGCCUCAGGAAUGAGCGAGAUGUGCUCAGAGGGGAGCUGGCUGACCUGCAGGAGACAGUGAGGACGGCAGAGAAACAUGGCUUAGUUAUAAUCCCAGACAGCACUCCCAAUGGUGAUGUCAAUCAUGAUGAACCUGUUGUGGUUGGAGCCAUUACUGCUGUGUCUCAGGAAGCUGCUCAGGUCUUGGAGUCAGCAGGAGAAGGGCCACUGGAUGUGAGGCUACGGAAACUUGCUGGAGAAAAGGAGGAGCUCCUGUCACAGAUUAGAAAGCUAAAGCUGCAGUUAGAAGAGGAACGGCAGAAGUGUUCCAGGAAUGAUGGCACAUCUGGGGACCUGGCAGGACUGCAGAAUGGCUCAGAUUUGCAGUUCAUCGAGAUGCAGAGAGAUGCCAAUAGACAAAUUAGUGAAUACAAAUUCAAGCUUUCCAAAGCAGAACAAGACAUAACCACCUUGGAACAAAGUAUCAGCCGGCUUGAGGGGCAGGUGCUGAGGUACAAAACUGCUGCUGAGAAUGCUGAGAAAAUUGAAGAUGAGCUGAAAGCAGAGAAGAGGAAGCUCCAGCGAGAGCUACGGACAGCCCUGGACAAGAUCGAGGAGAUGGAGAUGACCAACAGCCACCUGGCGAAGCGUCUAGAGAAGAUGAAGGCCAACAGGACGGCCCUUCUAGCCCAGCAGUAGGCCUGGGUGCUGCUCCGAGGGCUUUGCCCGGAGACACUGACUCUUUUGUAUAUUGACACAAGCCCUUCUAGUACUGUCUGAGUCUCGUCAUUAAACAGCCACCUUUGUAUUUUAUAA
Molecule: messenger RNA, 2092 nt
Organism: Peromyscus eremicus (cactus mouse)
Lineage: Eukaryota; Metazoa; Chordata; Mammalia; Rodentia; Cricetidae
Gene: Lrrfip2
Product: LRR binding FLII interacting protein 2
Exons: 19
Coding region: 386-1975 (529 amino acids)
Biological process (GO): regulation of DNA-templated transcription
Source: RefSeq, a predicted model, not a curated record